Molecule: messenger RNA, 2604 nt
Organism: Lodderomyces pseudojiufengensis
Lineage: Eukaryota; Fungi; Ascomycota; Pichiomycetes; Serinales; Debaryomycetaceae
Product: plb1
Exons: 1
Coding region: 1-2604 (867 amino acids)
Biological process (GO): glycerophospholipid catabolic process
Cellular component (GO): intracellular membrane-bounded organelle; extracellular region; plasma membrane
Molecular function (GO): A2-type glycerophospholipase activity
Source: RefSeq, a predicted model, not a curated record
AUGAGAUAUAUAAGGAUUCUACUACAAUUUUAUAUACUUUCAUUAGUUGUUGCUGUAUGGCCAUUUGAUAGUGAAGAAAAUACAGUUGGUGCAACUCCAACAUCACCUUGGUGGCAAGGACUAUUUGGAGGUGGUUCAACAAGCUCAUCCCAAUCUAGUGCGUCAAGUGCAGCAACAACAGUAGCACCAGCCACAACAUCAGUACAAGCAAGUUCGACAUCAUCGGCUCCUUGGUAUGCAAAUUUAUUUGGAACUGCAAAAAGUUCUUUAGCUAUUGCAACUCAAGCACCAACUUCAACCAAUUCAAAAGCUAACCUGGUAUUUUCAGAAAUUUCAAAUACUUUAUUAUCAAUAAAUAGUACCAUUGCUUCAAUAACUUCAGCAGCAAGUUCAAAUGCACAAUCAACAACUUCAACAAUUUCAAGUUCGAAAACAACUUCUGAAAAUGUAAUUGAAAGUUUUAUAGGAGGAUUUUUUGGAGGUGGUAGUAGCAGCACAAGAUCACUGAAUUCUACAUCUCAAACAACUGAUGAAACAGAAAGUAAUUCAGAUGGAGAUGGAGUUUCUAAUCCAUAUUCACCGGUUAAUGUUACAUGUCCAAAUCAUUCAUUAAUUCGUGAAGCCAAUGGAUUAUCAGAUAAUGAAAAAAAUUAUAUAAAAGCUAAACAUGAACAAACAAAUAAAUUUUUAAUUAGUUUUUUAAAUAAUAGAGCUAAUUUAACUGAUUUUGAUGCUGAAAAAUUUAUAAAUGAUAACUCCCAAAAACAUAAUAUUAGUAUUGGAUUAGCGUUUUCAGGUGGUGGAUAUAGAGCAAUGUUAGCAGGUGCUGGAAAUAUUUUAGCUUUAGAUGGUAGAUUUGAAGAUUCAAAUACUAAUGCUUUGGGGGGUUUAUUACAAUCUUCUACUUAUCUUGCUGGUUUAUCUGGUGGUUCUUGGUUAGUUGGAAGUUUAGUUUUAAAUAAUUGGAUAUCAGUUGAAAAUAUAUUAAAUGGUUCAGCAGAAAUUUGGGAUUUAGAAGAUUCAUUUUUAAAUCCAAGUAGUUUAAAUUUAGCUGAAUUAGGUAAAUAUUAUACUGGUGUUGGUACAGCAUUAGUUGCCAAGAAUCAAGCUGGAUUUGAAACUUCAAUUACAGAUCUUUGGGGUAGAGCUUUAAGUCAUCAAUUUUUUAAUGAUAAUAGUGGUGGAUCAAAUGUAACAUGGUCAAGUGUUCGAAAUUUAACAACUUUUAAAGAUCAUAGUAUGCCUUAUUCAUUUUUAGUAGCAAAUGGUAAAACAGUUGAACAAGCUACUAUAAUUGAUCAAAAUUCAACUUUUAUUGUUGAAAUUUCACCUUAUGAAUUAGGAAAUUUUGAUAGUAUUAAUGCAUUUGCUGAUACAGAAUAUUUAGGUUCAACAAUAGAAGAUGGGAAAGCUUCACAAUGUGUUAGAAAUUUUGAUAAUGCAGGAUUUGUAAUGGGUACAUCUUCAUCUUUAUUUAAUCAAAUUUUUACUCAUUUAGGUGAUUAUGAUGUAAGUACAAUUUUACGUCCAAUUUUAGAAAUGGCCGUUAGUGAUGCAAGUGAUGAUAAAACAGAUGUUGCAAUAUAUCAUCCAAAUCCAUUUUUAGAUUUAUCAACAGCUCAAAUUGAUGAUAUCGUUGAUAAUAGUACAUUAUCGUUGGUUGAUGGUGGUGAAGAUAAACAAAAUGUACCAUUUUAUCCAUUAAUUCAACAAGAUCGUGAUGUUGAUAUUAUUUUUGCGUUUGAUAAUAGUGGAGAUACUGAAACUAAUUGGCCAAAUGGUACAUCAUUUGUUGAAACUUAUAAAUGGCAAUUUACUGAUCAAGGUAAAGGUAAACCAUUCCCAUUUGUUCCAACUGUUGAUACAUAUUUACAAGAUCAAUUAGGUGAAAAACCUUUAUUUUUUGGAUGUAAUUCAUCAGCAUUAUCACCAAUUAUUGAUUGGCAUGAUGAAAAUUUAAAUGAAACAGAUGUUCCAUUAGUUGUUUAUCUUUCAAAUAAUCAUCAAUCUUAUUUAUCAAAUUUUUCUACAUUUAAAUUAAGUUUUGAUAAUGCUGAAAAAACAGGUACAAUUCAAAAUGGUUACGAAGUUAUGUCAAGAGGUAAUACUACUGAAGAUGAAGAUUGGAUCAAAUGUGUCGGAUGUGCUAUUAUAAGAAGACAACAAGAAAGAUUAGGUGAAAAACAAAGUGAAGAAUGUCUGAAAUGUUUUGAAGAAUAUUGUUGGACAGGUACAAUUGAAGAAGGUCCUGAAGUUUCAGCAUUCCCUAAUAAAAAGUAUCAUAAUUCUACAACUUCAUCAACUUCAAUUAGUAACUCAACAUCAUCAUCAACAUCAACUAAUAGGAACUCAACAUCAUCAACAACAUCAACUAACAGAAAUUCAACAUCAGGUAGAACCACAGUUGAUGCUGCAUCAAUGACAGGCUCUGACACACGAACAAUAACAACAAGUCAAACAUCAAUAUCUUCAGCAACUGCCACCUCAAUAUCUUCAACAACUGCUACAACUACUGCAGGUUCAACAUUUUCCGGAAUUGGAUCUUUUAUUUCUUCACCAUCUAUUUCAAUUUUAAUUUUAAGUUAUAUCAUUUCUCUUAUAUAG